AUAAAUAUAAAAAUUUACAUUCUUUAGAUAUUAAAUUAUUCUAGAUUGUUAAUAAUAUUUUGUCACGUUUAAGGUAGUUUAGUGGAUUAUACAACCGAACACUGGCACUUAACCAAUAGACGUAGAGUUUUCAGGGUUUUCUUCGCUUGUCUAAUAACGAAGUAGGGGUCAGUUUCCCAUAUUCUCGCUUAUACAACAUCUAAAUAAAGGUUAGUUUACUGUAUCUUCUCUUUACUAACAUCUAAAUAAAGGUUAGUUUACUGUAUCUUCUCUUUACUAACAUCUAAAUAAAGGUUAGUUUACUGUAUCUUCUCUUUACUAACAUCUAAAUAAAGGUUAGUUUACUGUAUCUUCUCUUUACUAACAUCUAAAUAAAGGUUAGUUUACUGUAUCUUCUCUUUACUAACAUCUAAAUAAAGGUUAGUUUACUGUAUCUUCUCUUUACUAACAUCUAAAUAAAGGUUAGUUUACUGUAUCUUCUCUUUACUAACAUCUAAAUAAAGGUUAGUUUACUGUAUCUUCUCUUUACUAACAUCUAAAUAAAGGUUAGUUUACUGUAUCUUCUCUUUACUAACAUCUAAAUAAAGGUUAGUUUACUGUAUCUUCUCUUUACUAACAUCUAAAUAAAGGUUAGUUUACUGUAUCUUCUCUUUACUAACAUCUAAAUAAAGGUUAGUUUACUGUAUCUUCUCUUUACUAACAUCUAAAUAAAGGUUAGUUUACUGUAUCUUCUCUUUACUAACAUCUAAAUAAAGGUUAGUUUACUGUAUCUUCUCUUUACUAACAUCUAAAUAAAGGUUAGUUUACUGUAUCUUCUCUUUACUAACAUCUAAAUAAAGGUUAGUUUACUGUAUCUUCUCUUUACUAACAUCUAAAUAAAGGUUAGUUUACUGUAUCUUCUCUUUACUAACAUCUAAAUAAAGGUUAGUUUACUGUAUCUUCUCUUUACUAACAUCUAAAUAAAGGUUAGUUUACUGUAUCUUCUCUUUACUAACAUCUAAAUAAAGGUUAGUUUACUGUAUCUUCUCUUUACUAACAUCUAAAUAAAGGUUAGUUUACUGUAUCUUCUCUUUACUAACAUCUAAAUAAAGGUUAGUUUACUGUAUCUUCUCUUUACUAACAUCUAAAUAAAGGUUAGUUUAUUGUAUCUUCUCUUUACUAACAUCUAACUAGUAUCAGUUUUCUAUACCUAUAAACCCCUUAUUAAAGGUGGAUUAUUUGCUCAGGAAGUAAUUAAUUAGCUACAGGGAUUAUUUUGAGGAAUAACCUAUAUAGCAUUUAAAAUAAACACCGAAAAUUUGUCGAUUCAGAUAUUUUUCCUUCAUUUAGAAAGGCAAACAACUUAUUAUUUUUGGCAAGAGUGUAUCAUUUCUACUUACAUUGUACUUAAGUUUCUAUUAAUUGCAUGGUUUCUCUUCAAAAAUGCUUUUUAUUAAUGUAUUUAUAUAUAUAAAAUAUCGAUUUCUUUAAGACAAUAUAUUAUAAUAGUUACAAUAUGAAGUCAUUCGUUCUGUGUAGGUGUAUUCACAACCGCAUUGCACGUGUAUAUCGACAAUACAACACGUGCUAGGUACCUUCUUCAUACUUCUAUUUAUAUAUUUAUCUGCAAAUUUAACAUAAAAAAUCCAUUUUAUCCUGCAUAUUAUUAAGGGAGUGGGUAUUUUAUUAUUUCAAUUUUUAUAAGAAGAGACACCAUGUUUAUGAAAGCAAUUACAUAUACAUAUGUACUGUUUCCUUCUGGAAUGCUUAAUUCAAAUUAUUCAUUAAACAUUUCGGGUGUAAGUGUAUUUAAUCUUCACCCCUUUUCGGUGUAUAACUAUAAUAAGAGAAAUAAUAAAGGCAAGUUCCAAUUAUUUCCAAUAAAGAUCCUUUCCAUCCUAUCAGUUAUUGAACUCUUGCUGCGUGGCUUUCUCCGGACUUAUAGUCUAUAUUAUCUAGAAUAAAGGCUGAGAAUACUUCUGAAUACUUAAAAUAUGGUAAGUUUCUGUUAUAUAACAUAAUAAAAAAAUCUAUGGUAAAUAAUUACAUAAGUUGUAAUUUGUUAUAUUGAAAAAAAUAACAGGGAAAUACGGUUAAUUUUUACAACGUUUCCUUUGCAGAAUCAUCGUUAUUUCUACAAAAUGUCAGAAGAGAAUUUCGUGAACAUCACACUGCAAGAAACAGUUUGCACGAAAAAUUGUUCGCUGAAUCAAACAAUAGUAAAUCAGUCGACUUGCAGAUUCGUUCCCGAAAUUAGAUACCUCCUGACGUGUUGCGUAGUCCUUUCUAUUCUGUGCGCGUACUUCGUCUCUAUAGUUUAUUCGUGCAUUUCUGAAUUUAGGAAUUUACACGGAAAGAUCUUAAUAUCAAUUUCUUUAUGUUUAGGAACAUUUUACACUACUCUAUUGUUAGGAGUUUACCUUCGUCCGUUUAUAUCGUACUCCAUUUGCGUACUGUUCGGUACAAUCAUUUACAUUGUAUUUAUCGCAUCGUUCUAUUGGACCAACGCCUUAUCUUACGACAUAUGGAGGGGUCUAACUAACAAAACUUUGCUCUCGAUAACACACCACAGGCGACAGUACCUCAAGUAUUCCAUUUACGCGUGGAUUAUGACCAUUUUAACUUCGAUUCCCAUGAUUAUAGUACAAAAUACGAGUACCAUAGAAAGAUUUCAUCCCCGGUUGGGUAAUCCCUUUUGUUGGAUUGUAGAAAGAGAAGCAAAAUUAAUAUAUUUAAGCCUACCGGUUGGACUUAUACUCGCUUCUAACGCUAUUAUGUUUGUUAUGACAAUGAAAACACUAGUAAAGGCCAACGAUACGGCUUGUAUUCUACAACUAAAUCAACACAGAAGCAACAUUAAACUGUACUUAAAGCUGUAUUUGGUGAUGGGAUUGCUCUGGAUGUCAGACUUUAUUUACGCUAUAUAUCCUGAAUGUUAUUUACAGCUUACAAUUGAUUUUAUAUGUUCCCUCCAUGGGGUGUUUUUGUUCCUCGUGUACAUAUGCAAAGAGAAUGUGAUCAAAAAACUGUUUAAAUUUCAAGGCAACGGAGGUGAUUCUGCAUCAAAUACUCUCCAGUUGAGUUAAUUAUCCAUUGUAUUAUUAUUAUUAUUAUACAGAACAUGUUCGGAAUGUAAGUACUAUAUAAAAAUAACUCUUCCAUACUUUUUUCCAAUCAAAGAAAUUGUAUAGAGAAACUUGUGAAAGUAAUGAAAAUUCAGCAGUGAGUUGCGUAACUUUUCCGGCAAGAUAUGACACAUUAUCUUCUCGACUUUUAACCAUCAAAAUUGAAUAGUACCAAUGCCCCAUAACGCAAACGUCCUUACAUGCUUUUCCAUACUUUUCCUCUGUUAUAAAACACUAACAAAGUAAAGGGAUGCAUAAAAAGGCAUACAUGAAUGAUAUAUAAGAUCCUAACGCUAAUACGACUUUUAUAAAUAGAGAAAUUUCCUUCUCUCCAUGGAUAGAAGUAUAAAUUACCUAGAAAAUAACAUGCGAAUGUGCGUGUAAUUUUUCUUUAAACUUUGAUUCAAGAAAGUACAUCGAUAGUAAAUUAUAGAAAGAACUCACAAGGUCAAAAAUUUCUCAUUAUACGGCUUAUACACAGUAGUUGCAACUUACACACACCUACGCGCGACGUUAGUUUUUUCUUUAUUUAUUUCACUUCUGUCAUCGUUGUCAUUGAACAUUUUA
Centruroides sculpturatus (bark scorpion) is the source of this 3671-nucleotide messenger RNA. Its product is annotated as probable G-protein coupled receptor Mth-like 2. Gene Ontology annotation, cellular component: membrane. Gene Ontology annotation, biological process: cell surface receptor signaling pathway. Gene Ontology annotation, molecular function: transmembrane signaling receptor activity. The transcript is spliced from 3 exons. Lineage: Eukaryota; Metazoa; Arthropoda; Arachnida; Scorpiones; Buthidae. The record is from RefSeq and is a predicted model, not a curated record. Bases 2121 to 3065 code for a protein of 314 amino acids.